AAAUUAUUAUUAUUAUUAUUAUUAUUUUUUAUUUUUUUGGCAGAAAUAUAAGAUGGGUGAUCAAAACCCCCCACCAAACCUUCAAGUUCAAGCUAUGAUGGAUGAAAUGCGACGUUUGAUGACAAAUGAAUUUAACCAAGUACAUGAAAGAAUGGACCGAAUGGAGGCACAAGUACAAAGAACUCGAUCUCGAGCAUCAUCACAGGUUUCUAACGGGGAAGAGGAGGAUGAUGGUUGGGAACCUGAAAGGCGACCAAAUAGAAGGAGGUCACGAAGAGAUGACAAUUUAAGUUCUAUUAAAAUGAAAGUUCCUUCUUUCAAAGGCAAGUCAGACCCGGACGCGUACAUUGAAUGGGAGACAAAAAUGGAGUUCAUAUUUGAUUGUCAUGAAUAUUCCAACCGUAAGAAGGUAAAACUAGCCGUAGUUGAGUUUUCUGAUUAUGCACUAACAUGGUGGGAUCAACUUCUAAUCACUAGACGGAGAAAUGGAGAAAGGCCUAUUGAGACAUGGGAUGAAAUGAAGAGUGUCAUGCGAAGACGGUUUGUGCCAAGUCAUUACUUUCGUGAUCUCCACAAUAAACUUCAAAGCUUAAAACAAGGCAGCAAGUGUGUUGAUGAUUACUUCAAAGAAAUGGAGGUUAUGAUGGUUCGUGCCAAUAUUGAGGAGGAUCCUGAGGCAACCAUGGCCAGAUUCUUAAAUGGCUUAAAUCUUGAAAUUCGUGAUCGCGUUGAGAUGCAACAUUAUGUUGAAAUUGAAGACAUGGUCCAUAUGGCUGUUAAAAUUGAGAAACAAUUAAAAAGAGGUGGCGGGUCUCGAAAUAACACUUGGAAGGCUAGUACUUCAAAAAAAUCAGAAAAUACACAUACUUCUUCUUCUAAUUCCAAAUCUGAUCCUAAAACAACAAACUCUUCAAAAGGAAAAACUGAUUCUUCUACUUUUAGGAAUCGUGACAUAAAGUGUUUCAAGUGUCAAGGAAGGGGUCAUAUUGCAAGUCAAUGUCCAAAUAAGCUUACCAUGGUGGUUAGAGAAAAUGGCGAGAUCGAAACGGAUGAAUCAGAUUCUAUAGUUUCAACGGAAGAUUGUAGUUAUGAUGAAGAGGUGGCUGUUCAAGGUGAUUUGUUGGUUGCAAGACGAGCUCUAAACAUUCAAUCCAAGGAGGGAGACGAUGCCCAAAGGGAGAAUAUAUUUCAUACUCGUUGCUAUGUUCAAGGCAAGGUAUGUAGUGUUAUAAUUGAUGGUGGGAGUUGUACUAACGUUGCAAGUACUUCCAUGGUUGAAAAGUUAGGUAUACCCACGAUGAAGCAUCAAAAACCAUACAAACUUCAAUGGCUCAAUGAUAGUGGUGAGGUGCGAGUUACAAAACAGGUGAUGGUUUCAUUUCGGAUUGGAAGAUAUGAAGACGAGGUGUUGUGUGAUGUUGUUCCUAUGCAAGCCACUCACUUGCUGCUAGGUAGACCAUGGCAAUAUGAUAGACACGUAAGUCACGACGGUUUCACUAACAAAUACACUUUUGUUUACAAAACAAAACCGGUAACUCUUGUACCAAUGUCACCAAUUCAAGUUUACCAAGAUCAAGUAAAACUUCAACAAGAUGCGAAAAAAGAGAACGAAGGAAAAAAAGAGAGUGAGAAAAAAAAAGAUGAUGAACAAAAAAAAAUGAGUGAGAAAACAGAAGAAAAUGAACAAAAAAAAGAAAGUGAACAAAAAAAAGAGAGUGAAAAAAACAAAGAAAACAUGAAAAAAAGAGGGAAAGAAAAAAAGGAAAAUAAAUAUAUUGCACUGGCAAAAAAAAGUGAGAUAAAAGAAGCUUUUAAAUCAGAAAUGCAUAUUGUGCUUCUUUUGUUCAAAGAAGCUCCAAUAGCCACUAACACUUCGGCCGGAACUCUUCCGAGCGAUGUUACCUCUCUCUUGCAGGAAUUUGGAGACUUGUUUGCUGAGGAUGUUCCAAAUGGAUUGCCACCAAUUCGUGGGAUUGAACACCAAAUUGACUUUAUGCCUGGGGCGUCUAUUCCCAACAAACCAGCCUAUAGAACAAGCCCUGAAGAAACCAAGGAGCUACAAAGGCAAGUUGAAGAGUUACUUGCAAAGGGAUUGGUUCAAGAAAGUAUGAGCCCUUGUGCCGUUCCAGUCUUGUUGGUGCCAAAGAAGGAUGGUUCUUGGAGGAUGUGCGUAGAUUGCCGUGCCAUCAACAAUAUUACGGUAAAGUAUCGUCAUCCCAUUCCCCGACUCGAUGAUAUGCUUGAUGAGUUGAAUGGAGCAAAACUUUUUUCCAAAAUUGAUUUAAAAAGCGGGUAUCACCAAAUUCGCAUGAAAGAAGGUGAUGAGUGGAAAACAGCUUUUAAAACAAAACAUGGUUUAUAUGAAUGGUUAGUAAUGCCUUUUGGCCUAACUAAUGCUCCUAGUACCUUCAUGAGAUUAAUGAACCAUGUUUUGCUUGUUUUCCUUGGGUAUGUGGUGAGCUCCCAAGGAGUGGCUGUUGAUGAAGAAAAGGUAAAAGCCAUCCAAGGUUGGCCAACUCCAAAGACUAUAAGUGAAUUUCUAAAAGGACAACACAAAUUAAACAAAAGACAUGCUAGGUGGAUGGAGUUCAUUGAGACAUUUCCUUAUGUCAUCCGAUACAAGAAAGGUAAGGAAAAUGUUGUGGCUGAUGCUUUGUCACGUAGACACUCUCUACUUUCUUCUCUAGAUUUCAAAAUUCUAGGAUUUGAACAAAUCAAGGAAUUAUACCACAAUGACGUUGAUUUUGGUCAGAUUUACCAAGCUUGUGAACAAUGCUCUUUUGAAAAGUUUUUCUUACAUAAUGGUUUUUUGUUCAAAGAAUCAAGACUUUGCAUUCCUAAAUCUUCCUUGCGUGAGCUUUUGGUUAGAGAAGCACAUAGUGGAGGCCUUAUGGGACAUUUUGGGAUCGCAAAAACAUUAUCUACUUUGCAGGAACAUUUCUUUUGGCCAAAAAUGAAGGUGGAUGUUGGAAGAAUUUGCAAUAAUUGUAUUGUGUGCAAGCAAGCCAAAUCCAAGGUUCAACAUCAUGGUUUAUAUACUCCACUUCCAAUACCAUGUGAACCAUGGGUUGAUAUUUCAAUGGACUUCGUGUUGGGUCUACCAAGAUCCAAAAGUGGAAAGGACUCUAUUUUUGUGAUUGUUGAUAGGUUUUCUAAAAUGGCUCAUUUUAUUGCAUGCAAUAAAACUAAUGAUGCAUCUCACAUUGCUGAUUUGUUUUUUAGAGAAAUUGUCAGGUUGCAUGGAAUGCCAAAAACCAUUGUCUCAGAUCGGGAUUCUAAGUUUUUGAGUUAUUUUUGGAAAACUUUGUGGGCAAAAUUAGGGACAAAACUCUUGUUUUCAACAACUUGCCACCCACAAACGGAUGGUCAAACAGAAGUGGUGAAUAGGACCUUGUCCACCUUGUUGAGGGCUUUAAUAAAGAAGAACAUCAAAACAUGGGAGGACUGUUUGCCACAUGUUGAGUUUGCAUACAAUCGUGCCACUCAUUCUGCUACAAAAAUGUCACCAUUUGAAAUUGUAUACGGUUUUAAUCCUUUGACUCCUUUGGAUUUAUCACCUUUGCCUUUUUCUGAGCAGGUUAACUUAGAUGGAAACAAAAAGGCUGAAUUUGUGAAACAGAUACAUGAGAAAGCAAGACUAAAUAUAGAAAGAAGAACGGAGCAAUAUUCAAAACAAGCGAAUAAAGGGCGACGCAAGAUGAUUUUUGAACCGGGUGAUUGGGUUUGGUUACAUAUGAGAAAAGAACGAUUUCCAGCCCAACGACGUUCAAAAUUGCUUCCAAGAGGGGACGGUCCUUUCCAAGUUUUAGAGCGUAUCAAUGACAAUGCAUACAAAUUGGACCUGCCGGGUGAGUAUAAUGUUAGUGCAACUUUCAAUGUAACUGAUCUAGCUCCUUUUGAUGUAGGUUCUGAUUUGAGGACAAAUCCUUUUCAAGAGGAGGGGAAUGAUGCAAACCCACAGCUGUCAACAAAGGAUCCAAAUCAAAUGCCAGAUGGACCAGUUACGAGGGCACGAGCUAAAACAUUCAAAGAGGCUUUAAAUGGAUUGGUUAGAGAAGUUUGUACUCAAGAAAGUGUAUGGAGACCCAUUGGACCCAAUCAAAGUUGGAUUACCAUAAUUCAAGUCCAAGAGUGAUUUACAAGAUAC
Molecule: messenger RNA, 4147 nt
Organism: Lactuca sativa (garden lettuce)
Lineage: Eukaryota; Viridiplantae; Streptophyta; Magnoliopsida; Asterales; Asteraceae
Source: RefSeq, a predicted model, not a curated record